AUGUCCAUUUCCCCGCACCCCACGCCAUUCUUCAUCCCACAGGAACGGGUCGGGGGAACUUCCGGCUUAGCGCCGCCUGCUGGUUUGCGCCGCGGGUUCGUCGCGCAGCCCCACGAUGAGCGCGCGUCGCGCGUUGUCGCGCUCGCUCCACCAGCUG
This is a messenger RNA of Closterium sp. Yama58-4, 157 nucleotides long. NCBI's taxonomy places the organism in Eukaryota, Viridiplantae, Streptophyta, Zygnematophyceae, Desmidiales, Closteriaceae. The record is from the annotation of a GenBank genome assembly.